AUGUUUAGACUCACGGUUAAUCCUGGAAGGGCAUUGACUACUCAAUUUGUUUACAGGCCACUUUGGAACGCGUCAAUUCCUCACCAAGCUGUAAAAUUCUUGACUACCAAAACCGCCAAAUCUCCAGAAGCAAAAGCACUUGAUCGUUUGAAGGAGAAGAUUAAAACAGCCAAAGCAAACAAAAAGAAGCUCGAAAAGAAUCUUAAGGAAAAAGAAAAGGAUAUCAAGGCUUUAGUCAGUCAACGUAAGAAAGAUGCAGUGGCUGAGGAAAAGGCCAAGUUGAAAGAAAAGAAAGAAUUGGCAAAACAUCAAGCCUACUUGAAAGAUACAUUGAGAGAACCUCGUCCAUACACAGUGCAAAACUACUUUGCAAAAGUAACCAAGACUCCAGUGACAACAUUAACUCAAGGAUUUAGUGCCUUAUCUGAAUCUGAAGUAGCCAAAUACCAGAAAGCAACUGAUGAAUACAACCAUGCAUUAAAAUCCAUAUUGACACCAAAGCCAGUGUUAGGCCCUACUUCAGGAUACCAAAAGUUUGUUAGUGAAAAUUAUCCUCCAAAUGUCACUGCUGCUGAAGCAAUGAGAAAAUUGGCUGACGAAUGGAAACAAUUGUCUAAGGAAGAAAAGGAAUCGUAUCAUGUGCCUGAAGUAGAAGUGGAAAGAAUCAAAAAGAUUCAAAGGGAUUGGGAACAAACUAGAGAAAAGGAGUAUCCCAAGUUAGUCAAGUUUAAACAAGAGUAUAAAUUUACUAUCUAA
This is a messenger RNA of Lodderomyces margitis, 756 nucleotides long. It is a transcript of the gene GCF1, whose product is annotated as Gcf1p. The transcript has a single exon. NCBI's taxonomy places the organism in Eukaryota, Fungi, Ascomycota, Pichiomycetes, Serinales, Debaryomycetaceae. The record is from RefSeq and is a predicted model, not a curated record. Bases 1 to 756 code for a protein of 251 amino acids.